Molecule: messenger RNA, 276 nt
Organism: Necator americanus (New World hookworm)
Lineage: Eukaryota; Metazoa; Nematoda; Chromadorea; Rhabditida; Ancylostomatidae
Exons: 3
Coding region: 1-276 (91 amino acids)
Source: RefSeq, a predicted model, not a curated record
AUGAUUAUUGAACGUUCACUAUGGGGCGGUCGACGGGUCGCGCCGCCAUCGAAAAAAGCGGCAGAAAGACGAGUCCUUCAUAAUUUGUUGGUCUGCCGGACAGAUGCGCUGCGAAAUGUGGAAAGGUACCACCAAUUCGACGGAGCUAUGACGAGAACUCGGCGAAAAUCACAAAAUCAGGCAAAAGGUUACGGAGGUUUCUUUCCAAACGCGUCAAUUCUACAUUUGGAGAAUAUUCGAUCAUCAGCUACAAACACUCCUUCGAUGCCAGAAUAA